This is a messenger RNA of Williopsis jadinii, 3105 nucleotides long. It is a transcript of the gene UBA1, whose product is annotated as E1 ubiquitin-activating protein UBA1. Bases 11 to 3055 code for a protein of 1014 amino acids. NCBI's taxonomy places the organism in Eukaryota, Fungi, Ascomycota, Saccharomycetes, Phaffomycetales, Wickerhamomycetaceae. The transcript has a single exon. Gene Ontology annotation, biological process: protein sumoylation. Gene Ontology annotation, molecular function: SUMO activating enzyme activity. Gene Ontology annotation, cellular component: SUMO activating enzyme complex; cytoplasm. The record is from RefSeq and is a predicted model, not a curated record.
CGAAGCAACAAUGAGCGAUAGAAUGCAAAUUGAUACACCUGAACCUCAGGGUGAGAUCGAUGAGAGCUUGUACUCCCGUCAAUUGUACGUUUUGGGUAAAGAGGCGAUGCUGAAGAUGCAGAACUCCAAUGUUUUGAUUGUUGGACUGCGUGGGUUGGGUAUUGAGAUUGCAAAGAACGUGGCGCUUGCCGGUGUCAAGUCGCUUUCGCUGUAUGAUCCCUCGCCAGUGGAGCUGAGAGACCUGUCUACACAGUUCUUCCUUACCGCGGAGGACGUGGGUAAGCCACGUGCUGGGAGCAGCGCUGCGAGAUUGGCUGAGCUGAACUCGUAUGUGCCAAUCUCUGUUGUUGAGGAUUUGACUGAGGAAACACUGGGCAAGUUCCAGGUGAUUGUGGCGAUGGACUUGAGCCUGGAGGAGCAGGUGAAGAUCAACAACUUCACACACGCGAAUGACAUCAAGUUCAUUGCUGCUGAUACGAGAGGGCUGUUUGCCUCCAUCUUUGUUGAUUUUGGUGAAGAGUUCACCAUCAUCGACUCCACGGGUGAAGAGCCGGUAUCAGGAAUCGUAUCAGACAUUGAGCCAGAUGGAACGGUGUCAGUGCUGGUUGAUUCUCGUCACGGCUUGGAGGAUGGGGAUUACGUCAAGUUCUCCGAGGUUGAAGGCCUUGACAUCAACAACGGUGAAGUGUUCAAGGUGUCAGUGCCGGGCCCUUACGCUUUCAACAUUGGCGAUGUUUCCAAAUUGGGCACUUACAAGAAAGGUGGACUGUACACGCAGGUGAAGAUGCCACGCAAAGAGUCUUAUCAACCUUUGGUUGAGCAGUUGAAGGCACCGGAGCUGGUGUUCCCAGACUUCGCAAAGUUUGACCGUCCGGCUCAGUUGCACCUUGCAUUCCAAGGUCUACACCAGUUCAAAGAGAAGAGAUCUCAUUUACCAAGACCUUUCAACGAUGAAGACUUUGCAGAGUUUGCCCAUCUCGUUAAGAACCUGGCGCAACAAACCUCAUUUGAAGGCGAUUUAAACGAGGAUUUGAUCAAAGAAGUUUCAUACCAGGCUCAAGGUGAUAUCCCAGCGAUGGCUGCUUUCAUCGGUGGUAUUGUAGCACAGGAGGUGUUGAAGGCUUGUUCUGGUAAAUUCGUACCAAUCAAGCAAUUUCUGUACUUUGAUUCCCUGGAGUCCCUCCCAACUUCCUACCCAAGAAAUGCAGAGAACACUCAACCAAUCAAUUCCCGUUACGAUGCACAGAUUGCUGUUUUCGGUUUGGACUUCCAAAAGAAAAUCGCAAACUCAAAGACAUUCUUGGUUGGUUCCGGUGCAAUUGGCUGUGAAAUGUUAAAGAACUGGGCAUUGAUGGGACUGGGUUCCGGUCCAGAAGGUAAGAUCAUCGUCACAGAUAACGAUACCAUUGAAAAAUCCAAUUUGAACCGUCAAUUCUUGUUCAGACCAAAAGAUGUUGGACAAGGGAAAUCUGAAGUCGCAGCUAAGGCUGUCAUUGCCAUCAACCCGGAUUUGAAAGGUCAUAUCGAACCAAAGCUAGAGAAAGUUGGCACAGAGACUGAAAAUAUCUUUGAUAACGACUUUUGGGAGUCUCUUGAUUUUGUUACAAAUGCCUUGGAUAACAUUGAUGCCCGUACCUACGUUGAUCGUCGCUGUGUCUUCUUUGGAAAGGCCUUGUUGGAGUCUGGUACUUUAGGAACAAAGGGUAACACCCAGGUUGUUGUUCCAAGAUUGACUGAAUCUUACUCUUCUUCCCAAGACCCACCUGAAAAGUCUAUCCCAUUAUGUACCUUACGUUCAUUCCCUAAUAAGAUUGACCAUACCAUUGCUUGGGCAAAGAGUUUAUUCCAAGGUUACUUCGCCGACUCUGCUGAAAAUGUCAAUCUGUACUUGUCUCAGCCAAACUUCAUCGAGGCUACUUUGAAACAGAGUGGAGACGUCAAGGGAACUUUACAAUCAAUCUCUGAGUCGUUGAAUGAGAGACCAUAUUCAUUCGAGGACUGUAUCAAAUGGGCAAGAUUGGAAUUUGAGAAGAAGUUCAACCAGGAAAUUAAGCAGCUAUUGUUCACUUUCCCAGAGGAUGCCACCACAUCGAAUGGAUCACCAUUUUGGUCAGGUGCUAAGCGUGCUCCAAAACCCUUGGAGUUUGACAUCAACAAUCCAGAGCAUUUCCACUUUAUCGUUGGUGGUGCCAACUUGAGAGCGUACGUGUAUGGUCUCAAGGGAGACCAAGGCAACCCAGACAAGAGCUUCUAUGAGAAGGUGCUUCAGGAAGUGAAGAUUCAGCCUUUCACGCCAAAAUCUGGCUUGAAGAUUCAAGUUAACGAUGAGGACCCAGAUCCAAAUGCUCAACAACAGGUUGAAACUGAUGAGUUACAAACCUUGGCUACAUCUUUGCCACAACCAUCCACACUAGCUGGAUAUAGAUUAUCCCCAGUUGAGUUUGAAAAGGAUGACGAUACAAAUCAUCACAUUGAAUUCAUCACAGCUGCUUCGAACUGUCGUGCUUUGAAUUACCAAAUUGACGUUGCAGACAGAGCAAAGACCAAGUUUAUUGCUGGUAGAAUUAUUCCAGCAAUUGCCACCACCACUGCCGCAGUCACCGGUUUGGUCCAAUUAGAGUUGUACAAGAUUGUUGACAACAGAACCAAAUUGGAAGACUACAAGAACGGAUUCAUUAAUUUGGCCUUACCACUGUUUGCCUUUUCUGAGCCAAUUGCUUCUCCAAAGGGUAAGUACAACGACAAGGAGUUCGAUAAGAUUUGGGAUAGAUUCAACAUCAAGGGUGACAUAACAUUGAAGGAGUUGUUAGAUUACUUCAAGGAGAAGGAAGGUCUAGAGAUUACAAUGUUGUCUUAUGAUGUGUCGUUGCUGUAUGCAUCGUUCUUCCCACCAAAGAAAGUUGCCGAGAAGGAGGGAAUGAAGAUCACACAGUUGAUCAAAUCCGUCACGAAGAAGGACCUCGACAGUCAUAUUAAGACCUUGAUCUUGGAGGUUUGUACGGAUGAUUUGGAAGGCGAAGAUGUUGAAGUUCCAUUCAUUACUAUCACACUUUAAAAAAAAACACACAAGGGAGAUCUACAGUUGAAAGUACAAUAAAUGAACCC